Vitis vinifera (wine grape) is the source of this 1648-nucleotide messenger RNA. RefSeq lists its product as uncharacterized. The coding region runs from base 106 to 1365 and encodes 419 amino acids. Gene Ontology annotation, biological process: spliceosomal tri-snRNP complex assembly. The record is from RefSeq and is a predicted model, not a curated record. NCBI's taxonomy places the organism in Eukaryota, Viridiplantae, Streptophyta, Magnoliopsida, Vitales, Vitaceae. The transcript has 12 exons.
CUUUUUCAACCCCAGAAGAAGCUCCUAGUAACGCGGCACCGCCGGCCUUCCCACCGCUCGAAUAAAAUCCAGAGAAUUCGAAACGAAGAGUAAGCGAAACGAGAAAUGGAACCAGAAACAGCGCUAGGGCUUGUACGGAAUGGUGCUACCCUUCUGCUUCUCGACGUGCCUCAGUUCACCCUUAUUGGCAUUGAUACACUGAUGUUCUCUGUGGGGCCAGUUUUUAAGGGUAUUAAGAUGAUUCCUCCUGGCCCUCAUUUUGUAUAUUACAGUUCAUCGAACAGAGAUGGCAGCAAGUUCUCACCAAUUGUCGGUUUCUUUAUUGAUACCUGUCCCUCAGAGGUAAUUGUUCGUAAAUGGGAUCAACAAGAUGAACGAUUAGUGAAACUUUCAGAGGAAGAGGAAGAGAGAUAUUGUCAAUCAGUAAAAAGUUUGGAGUUCGACAGAGAACUCGGUCCUUAUACACUAAGUCAGUAUGGAGAUUGGAAGCGGCUAUCUAACUCCAUUACAAAGACUACCAUUGAACGAAUUGAGCCCAUUGGAGGAGAAAUUACAGUUGCACAUGAAUCGGAGAUGGUCGGAAACACUCCUAAAACAUCAAUGGAAAAAGCUCUAGAUCAGCAGUUAAGGAAUAGUAAAUUUUCUAAGUCUGCCGACAAAUCUCAAAAGAGAGGAUGCUAUUACACAUCAAUUCCCCGUGUUAUAAAGCGCAAAGGAAUCCAUGGACAAGAAUUAACGUCUUUGAAUCUUGACAAGACACAGUUAUUAGAAAGCAUACUGAUGAAGGAUUAUGGAGGUUCUGAAGACCUACUUCUUGGAGAGCUACAAUUUGCUUUUAUUGCAUUUUUGAUGGGGCAAUCGCUUGAAGGAUUUCUUCAGUGGAAAUCUUUAGUUAGCCUUUUAUUUGGCUGCAAUGAAGCUCCUUUUCAUACAAGGAGUCUGCUGUUUACAAAGUUUAUUAGAGUUAUCUACUAUCAGCUGAAGUUUGGAUUUCAAAAAGACCAGACUGGUUCUAGUAAUGUGGAGAAGGAAUCAUCAUUAUUGUUGGAUGAGUCGUGGUUAUCUGCCGAUAGCUUUUUGCACCACUUAUGCAAGGAUUUCUUUUCAUUGGUGCAAGAAGCCUCAGUUGUUGAUGGAGAUCUACUGUCCUGGACAAGGAAACUCAGAGACUUGCUUGAGAACACACUGGGAUGGGACUUUCAGCAGACCAGCACAGUGGAUGGACUGUAUUGUGAAGAAGAUGAGGUUAGUAUAACAUUCCACCAUAGUGGAAGUAUGCCCACUUUGUAUCUAUCCUUAUUGAAUGCUCUCUCUAUCCAGUUUGCUCCUGUUGUUGAGAUGUUGGAGGACCCAAGUGAGCAAUGAGGCUACAGCUUCUUAGACAUGGACACACGAAAUCCAUAAAUAAUGAGUUCAACAAAAACCUGAGAAGACAGCAUCUAGGGCAUGCGAAUGAUAUCCUGUUCUAGCGUCUUUGGGAGGUGACUGAUUGAUCAAACAUAACAUGUGACAGCUUUCUCAGUCUAUACAAAAUCCUCACCUCUUUCAUUUUGUAAAGCCAUAGAUUUAUUAGCAGUGCAGAUAAUUUUAAAAUAUGUCUGGAUCAAUAAUGUGGAGUUUAAGGGAAUUGAGACUUUUGCUUGUUUCA